Messenger RNA from Malaya genurostris, 3827 nucleotides. RefSeq names its product transmembrane protease serine 9-like. The transcript is spliced from 4 exons. Gene Ontology annotation, molecular function: serine-type endopeptidase activity. Bases 717 to 2420 code for a protein of 567 amino acids. Lineage: Eukaryota; Metazoa; Arthropoda; Insecta; Diptera; Culicidae. The record is from RefSeq and is a predicted model, not a curated record. Gene Ontology annotation, biological process: proteolysis.
UUGAUUCACCUAUCAUGUUUUCGUCAAUUGUUUUCUCAACACUCUUGUUAUUGGUGUUACUGUUGAUGGAGAUGUCGUUUGAGUUUUUACCUUUCGCAUAAUGCUUACUUUGAGUUUCACCCUAGAUUCAAAUCAAGCAUUUUAUGACUUAGGCAGUUGGUCGUUUCCGUCAUUUUUACGACUAUUUACCUGGAAUCGGAAAUGUCUGACAUUUACUUUUCAAACUACCCUUUAAACAAGCCCAAGCCACAACAACAAGCUUCUGUGGAGUUUCCCAGCAAUUCUUCCGAUAGAGUGAAACAAAAAGUCACAGAGAUAUUGAAUAAUUUUCACUUACAAAUACAAGCAUUCAGUUCUUACCCUGUACUACCAUGCAGCGUCGCCAGCAGAAAUGUUUUUUUCUUUCUGGGAUUCCCAUGUGAUCGAAGGUCGCAGAAACGAGUUGCAGUAGUUGAAUAGUGUGCAUCUGAUUUUGGUUGGUUGUGCGAUAGCUACUGUCAGCCUAAGUACUAUCACAUUCGAGUUACCGAGCUAGUUAACCGCUAAAGUGACGUAUGCCUACAAACUAUUGUUCGCCAUAGAACGGUUCUUGAUCGAUCGAUCGAUCAGAAUCGAUUGUAUCAAUUACGAAAGUGUAGCUUUAGUGAAGCUGCCACAUCGAAAAGGCACAGUCGGUUUUUUUACGGUGUUUUGUGAAGUUUCAAAAGUUUUCCGCCAUGAGUAGGUUGAAAUUGGUAUUGUGUUUGAUUGUUGUGAUCCUCCGAAUCGCACGGUGGUCCAAAGCAACGGCGGUGGAGUGUGGUGUACCGCAGAUCGGUGGUAAUGAGCUAAUCGUACACGGACAGGAAACAGCUCCUGGCGACUGGCCGUGGCACGUUGCCCUCUAUCAUCGCAAGGCACGAUCGAUCGAUUACGCUUGCGGUGGAACGAUUAUCAGUGAACAGUUUGUCCUGACGGCGGCACAUUGCGUCAUGAACAAGGCAAACGGUUUCCAGCUCUCACCGAACCGUGUGUUUGUUCGAAUGGGAAUUCACGACUUGGAACAGUUCGAUCCGAAGUCGGCCCAACACCAUGAAGUGGGGAAAAUCCAUAAGUUCGCCAACUACAGCCGACUGAUCGAUGACAUAGCGCUACUGGAGCUGAGUACGAUCAUUCGGUUCAAUGAAUACGUUCAACCGGCUUGUGUCAAUCUGGAACCGAAUAUCACGGGAGUGUACGGAACGGUUGUGGGUUGGGGACUAACGGAAGACGACGAAACGGCUCCCGUGUUGAAACGGGCCGAGAUGCCAGUUAUUGAUCCUUUGACGUGUUUGAAGAGUGAUCGCGUACUGUUCGGGCAAACUCUGCACGAAGGACUGUUCUGUGCGGGUUACACCAAUGGGACGAGUGUUUGCAACGGGGACAGUGGAGGAGGAUUGUUCAUUCGAAGGGCCAACACCUGGUUCGUGAGUGGUAUUGUAUCCUUCUCACAGAUACGAGCCGGUGGCACGAAUUACUGCUACACGAAGGGCUACGGAGCAUUCACUCGGGUCGAGAGAUAUCUUGCCUGGAUACGGGAAAUCACGGGAAUGGCCCUGGUUCCUGAAAGUGAGGUGCGUGUUUGUGAUAUUGGUUCCGAUUCCGAUACGUCUGAAAUAAACUUUUUCCCCCGGCAUUGUGGAGUGUAUCUUACCAGUCGGGUCGUUGGAGGCCAAAACGCACGCGUUUUCGAGUUUCCCUGGAUGGCAUUGGUGGCCACUGAGGAAAGGAUGCUCUGCGCUGGAACACUGAUCAAUCAACGAUACGUGCUUACGGCGGCUCACUGCAUCCGGAAUCCAUUGCCAGACAAGGUGAUCCUGGGAGAACAUACGAUUGGACAGGGCAAGGAUUGCAAUGAAAACAACGACUGCGCUUUGCCUGUCCGAGAAUAUAGCGUUGCGUGUGUCAUAGUACAUCCUGGAUUCUCUUUCAGGAGGCUGCACAAUGAUAUUGCUUUGCUUCGUCUGACGGCAAAUGUUACAUUUGAAGAUCAUAUUCAACCGAUUUGUUUACCGCACACGGAAGAACUCCGGCGUUAUCAACCUCCCCGGUACAUCGUCUCCGGAUGGGUUGAUGACUCCAAUGCUCUUUGGAAGGAAAUCAUGUCUCCCAUAGAACCAUCAAUUUGUGAGCAAAAUAUAAAUAGUUCCCGAAUCGCACGCACACGGAUUUCCGGUUUGGUUAAUGGACAAAUCUGCGCAGAACCAAGAUAUCCAAAGUUGACAGACUCCUGCAGUAGUGAUAGUGGCGCUCCGUUAGGCUGGGGUGGCGAACUACACGGGACUCGUUUCGUACAGUUUGGUGUAACUUCGUUUACCAUAAGUUGCGUUCAAUCGAGUCCCACCGUUUACUCGAAUGUUUCUCAUUAUAUGCCAUGGAUUUACGCAAUGAUGGCACCAUAAGUUGAAUAAAUUACUGCUUUCUUGUUAGGCUAAACCCAUGGUGAAGGUCGCUUCAUAUCAUUUUUAGCCCUCAGUCCGAUGUAUGUCCUCACCAGUUUCGCAAAUGUAGCAUACAAUCAAGCAACUUUGGCAGGAUUUUGCGAGUUGCCACUAUAGUCGGUAAGUGCAAACAAUUAGGGCCAAACUCCUAAUGACCGUUUCUCUACAGUCUAACAGACAGAACAUUCAAAUUGGAUUCUUUAAUCAUUUCGAAUUUCGAAUAUUCCUUUAGUUGAGACAUGGUGCGUGAAGACCUCAGUGUAUUACAAUCGAUGAUAAUGAAAUAUUCAGAAUACUAUGAUAGCAUGAUAGCACAAAGGAAACAAUGAGAACAUUACAAAAUGGCAACACAAAGGAGACAUUAAAGAAAUAAAACAUAUUAACGCUUGGUUUCGUGGUCUGCGCCAGAAAAAAAAGAAUGAACAAUGGUGAUGAAAAGAAGAAAACGAGUAAAAUCUAUUUAUCAUUUUCAUAUGUCCCGUGGUCGUGAACAAAUCACUGACAAAUCGAUAUUCGAUGCGUCAAAAACUUAAAAUUUUACUGUCUCAGUCCAAUAAUGCAAACUAAUGUUGUUUACUGUCCGACGUUUCGGCCUUUGGUGUAGGCCUUUUUCAAGGAAAAUAAAGUCUCACGUUUGUAGUCAAAAUGGCGAUGUCGGACGCUAUUUGAUUUUGACUAUAAACGAUUGAGUGCUCAAUCGAAGUCGAUGUGUGUGGGAAGUGCUUAUUGUAGAGUAGCCGUUUUUCAACCAACUAUUAUAAAUGUUACACCAUACUUGACGAAAAAUAUUUGUAGUCGUUGGCCGUUCAAAACGUUGGCCUUUAACGAAAAAUAAAUGUUUUGACGAGAAACCAAUUGACCAAAAAGCCAUCUCUUUAUUUGAAACAACAUUAACUGGUCGCAUCCGCAUCAAAUAAACGAUAAAUUUUGUUUUUCUUGAAAAUGGCCUACACCAAAGAACGAAGCGUCGAAUAGUAAACAACAUUCGUUUCCAUUGUAAGAUCUGGCGAAUGACCGUAACUAGGUUAAAGCCGGAUAUAAAUAAACGAUAUAAAACAGAAAUAUUAUAAGACUGAGACAGCCGCCAUUCCUGAUUAAAAUUUUACUUUAACUUUUAGACGUGAAAAAUACAGUAUACUUCAAUGGGAGAAUCCUGUACAAAUAAAAACUCAGUACAUUGUUGAGAAAAAAACACGGGUGGAUAAUGUCACAUACAUAACUGGAUGACGUGAAUACGAAUAAAACUUCCAUGCAUUUUCGCUUCAGAAAAUUGUCUUUAGUUUAAACGAAUUCUAUACCCAUUUGUUAUUUAAAAAAAACAUAAUAACAAAACAUUGAUGUUGAAUCUGAUACUAUAAGUAAAUUGAU